UUCAACUGUGCGCGCAGCAGACUCGCAAACCGUGUGCGCUCGGACUGCGUCUCGCGCUGCUGGGAGUUCACUUCACCGUCUGCAUCUUUGCAACGCUCAAGAACAGACAGACCCAGGGUGGUGCUUUCUAGAUAAAGUGAAGGAAAGCAAGCGAGAAAGAAUUAGGUCAUCGUUCUUGUCGAAGUGUUUGGCUCAUCAUGAAGAUGUGCAUGAUAACGCCGAUGCUGGUUCUGGUGCUCUCCGGGCAGUGCGGCAUCCUGGCCGGUAAAGUGAAUAAACACAAGCCAUGGAUCGAGACGUCCUACCAUGGUGUGAUCACUGAGAACAUGGACACGGUCCUGCUGGACCCUCCUCUGGUCGCUUUGGACAAAGACGCCCCCGUUCCAUUUGCAGGUGAGAUCUGUGCAUUUAAGAUUCACGGGCAGGAGGCCCCGUUUGAGGCAGAGGUAUUGAACAGGACGUCGGGUGAAGGGGUGCUGAGGGCCCGGGGUCCUGUCGACUGCGAGCAACAGAAGGAGUACACAUUCAUCAUUCAGGCCUACGACUGCGGAGCCAGUCCGAGUGGAGCCGAAUGGAAGAAGAGUCACAAGGCGGUGGUGCAUAUCCAGGUGGAUGAUGUAAAUGAGUUCUCCCCCGUGUUCAGGGAACCUCAGUUCCACGCUACGGUGACUGAGGGCAAGAUCUACGACAGCAUCCUUCAGGUGGAGGCCUGGGAUCAGGAUUGUUCUCCACAAUACAGCCAAAUCUGCAACUAUGAGAUUGUUACACAGGACACACCUUUUGCAAUCGAUCGCAAUGGCAACAUCAGGAACACCGAGCGACUAAGCUACGACAAGCAGCAGCGCUACAAAAUCAUGGUGACCGCGUAUGACUGCGGCCAGAAGAGGGCGACAGAGAGCGUCCCGGUUCACAUUGACGUCAAGCCAGUGUGCAAGCCUGGGUGGCAGGGUUGGAACAAGCGUCUGGAUUAUGAACCUGGAACAGGCAGCAAGCAGCUCUUUCCCAAGAUGCACCUAGAAACAUGCGACGGCCCCUUGUCUUCAGUGCGCGCCAUGGUGGAGCUCCAGACCAGCCACAUUGGGAAAGGCUGUGACAGAGAAACCUAUUCUGAGAAGUCUCUGCAGAAGCUCUGCGGAGCAGCCUCGGGCAGUACGGACCUUCUCCCGGCCCCCAGUGCGUCCACCAACUGGACGGCUUCCUUACUAACUGACAGUGGGCGAGACAGUGACCUCAUCUUUCGUUUUGAUGGACGACAAGCGGCAAAUAUCCCGGAGUGGGUUGUGCCACAGAACCUGACUGAUCAGUUUACCAUAGCAACAUGGAUGAAGCACGGGCCAAGUCCAGGACUGAGAGCUGAGAAAGAGACGUUGCUCUGCAAUUCAGACAAAACUGAGAUGAACAGGCACCAUUACUCUUUAUAUGUCCACAACUGCCGUCUGGUGUUUCUGCUGAGGCGAGACUUCAUUCAGCUGGACUCCUUCAGGCCAGCAGAAUUCCACUGGAGACUGGAACAGAUCUGCGAUAAAGAAUGGCAUUAUUACGUCAUCAACGUGGAGUUUCCUUCGGUGACCCUCUUUGUAGAUGGAGUGACGUACGAACCCUACCUUGUGACGGAUGACUGGCCAAUACACCCCUCCGAGAUCGAUGUACAGCUUACAGUAGGCGCCUGCUGGCAAGGAGGAGAGGUGACCACUCCACGGUUUACACAGUAUUUUCGUGGAAGCCUCUCAGGCCUCACUAUCCGACCAGGAAAGAUUGCAACACAAAAGGUGAUCUCCUGCUUACAGGCCUGCAAAGAGGGCCUGGACAUCAGCUCUCUUGAAAGUCUGGGCAAAGGCAUGAAGUUCCACUUCAACCCUGCUCAGUCUGUGCUGGUCAUGGAGGCAGAUGACUUGGAGAACAUCAACACCGCCAUGACGAAAGUUUCCUACAUUAACUCAAGGCAGUUUCCCACUCCUGGCUUGCGCAAACUUCACAUAUCCACCACAGUCCAAUGUUUCGGUGAAGACACAUGCAUUUCCAUACCAGACGUCAAGGCCGUAGUAAUGGUGCUGCCACCCAGCGAACCUCGUAUCACCAUCACCGGGGUGGAGCGGCUGGUUUGGCCCGCAGUUCAACUCAAAGCCUCUUCUGGGGUGACCCUGUUCAAGGACAUACACAUCAUUAGUACAGUCACCAAGACCGACACCACCCUCAGCAUAGCCCGGAGGCCUGGUGUUCUGGAGUUGAUGCAUAACCUAGAUUACUGUGAUGUGUUGGUGAUUGGAGAGGAGCUGGACCCGGAAAGCGAGAGUCUGGAUAUCCAGCACAGUUCUCUCUUGGGCAAACAUCUGGACGCUACCAAUUCCACCUCUGGCAUUUCUAUCUAUGGUGUGGACUCCAUGGCGCAUUAUGAACAGGCCAUCAGGCAGGUGAGGUACCAUAACUGGAAGCCUGGCAGUCUGUCUGAGAGAAGGUUCCGGCUCAGUUGCUCUGAGCUGAAUGGACGGUACACAAGCAAUGAGUUCAACCUGGAGAUUGGAAUCGCCCACAACUCGGAGGCCGUAGAGCAUGUAAAUCACAUGGCCGUCCAAUCGCAAUUCAUGAGACCUGUUCAUCAUCCAUUGGUCGUACAUACCGUCAACUCUGACCACAUCUCAGGUACCCCACCUGCCGCAACGGUGGUAAUUGUAAUGUGCAUCGCCGCCCUGGUGGUCAUUGUGGUCUUGGGCAUCUAUCGUAUCCACACCGCCCACCAGGAGGGUUCAAAAGAUGAUGAUGAUGAAAGAAAGGAGCCAGAGAUGGACUGGGAUGACUCCAAUCUCAACAUCACUGUCAAUCCUAUGGAGAGCUUUGAAGGUGCACAGAUCGCAGUGGAGGUUCGAGAGGAUGAACCGGAGGACGAUGAAGAUGAUGAGAAUGAUGAUGAACUGGCUGGAGAUCUCUCUAGCACUGAAUCUGAGGAAAGUGAUGAAGAGGAAGAGACUGAUAUUCAGAACGAAAGAGUGAAGGGAAAGCAGGAGUGGGACCCCUCUACGAUAUCCUAUUAAAACAGACACGCACACUCAAACACACACACAGUCAGACAGUCUCACACAUAUGCAAACACUAUCACACAGACAUGUGUAGACAUAGACUUGUUCAUUCACAUAUGCAUACAUACAUAAACCACUUGCAUUUAAUUCCCCUUCACAUCUACUGAAGCCAGAAAUAGUUGCCUGAAAUUCACUGAAACAAGAAACUCUGAUGUUGACACUUUUCAACGCCCACAGAGCAUCCUGUAAUGCUAUGGCUCCCUCUGCUGGUCAAUAUUUGGAAUUGCAUCUAAUACCUUUACGUACUUGUGUAGUGUCUCAGUAGAUCCACUAAAAGCAAAAAUUAAUUCAAAAUAACACCUUACUAAUUGUGAACUUCAACAUCUCUGGGAUGCUUUUUUAUAUUUUUGUGCAUCUUUUUAGAUUAUAUAGAUUCACCUUUUCCCUUUUUUAAACACUGUAAUAUUUAAAGGUCAUCAUUUUUGUUGUCUGCUAUCUUCAGAAUAACACUUAGUAUUGCAUUGGUGUGCAAUAGGUUUUUGGCAAUGAAAGGAUAAUUUUUAUCGUUUUAAAAAUAUAGCAAAAAUGUUGAUUGAAACCGUUCUCUUUGAACAGAUAUUAUAUAGUAAUGAGAACCCAUUUAAAAUCAGUGUAAUACAAACACUUUUUGAUAGUUUUCCCCGUGGUUUAUUCUUAUGGGUUCUUUGCAGUAAGAGCCAGUAGGAGAAAGAGUGUCUGUACAUUUGUAUAUGCUUGUCUUCUGUAAAUACAGAGCUGUAGAGUAGUUGAAUGGUGACUUCCUCCUGCAUCCCUCACACGGCCUGUUUGUAUCCACACUUGCUUGCUGAAGAGGAAUAUCUGUUCCUCUUCUCUCUAUCUGUAUUGAUCUCUCUUAUUGUUCAUGGUGUUCACCUCAACCGUGGAUGGGUUCUUUCUCACUUCACCUCGAAUAGAAGAAAUAGCUGAAUAUUUGUCAAACGCCCUGUAGACAAAGACAGUAAUACAAUGAAAAAAAAGAAGAAUGUGCUUCGAUUUUAUCUUGGGACAGAGUGGUGUUUUCUGAAGGUCUUCACUUAACAGUGUACAGGUCAAAUAUUCCUUUAAGAAAAGAAAUAUAAGUGGAAAUAAAAGUAUAAGUAAUGGUCUAUAGAGUUGCAUCUAGAAAGAGUUAAAGUAAUGACAAGAUGCCACGGGUGACACUUGUACCCCACAACCAAAUCCAUCCCCCACCCCCGCCCCGCCUGCUUCAUUUAGCCAGGAGAUGUGCAUUUUUGAAUAUGUCCAUUGGGUUACAUGUAAUGUCAGAUGCAGUGGUUAAGAUUUUUUAUUUCAUAAGUCUUAAACUCUGUGCUUGUGAUGUCAGCUUUGUGAGACGUCCCCCGCCCACCUUCCAGAACCUCCAUUUCACUAGUCCUUUUUAACCAUGUGUGUUAUAGAGCAGAGACAACAAAAAAUGAACUUUUAAAAAGAUCAACCCUGUAAAAUCAUGUAAGACUAUUCUUUUGUAUAUGUUUCUCUCCUUUUGUUUUUGUAAAGGGUUUUGUUUAACUUCUUUUAUGGUCACUGCGGCACUUUCUGUACAUUGACCAAUAAAGACUUUCCUUAGAAUGAG
This is a messenger RNA of Triplophysa dalaica, 4626 nucleotides long. RefSeq names its product calsyntenin 2a (gene clstn2a). Lineage: Eukaryota; Metazoa; Chordata; Actinopteri; Cypriniformes; Nemacheilidae. The transcript has 17 exons. Gene Ontology annotation, biological process: positive regulation of synapse assembly; positive regulation of synaptic transmission; homophilic cell-cell adhesion. The record is from RefSeq and is a predicted model, not a curated record. Gene Ontology annotation, molecular function: kinesin binding; amyloid-beta binding; X11-like protein binding. The coding region runs from base 198 to 3029 and encodes 943 amino acids. Gene Ontology annotation, cellular component: cell surface; postsynaptic membrane.